GUGAAUGAAGUCUGGAACACAAUGUCCGAGAAGGUGUUGGAGACAGAGACUCAGACACCAUUUAACAAGCAUCGUCGAGCACUUGAAUCACCAAGGCAUGGAGGGCUGCGAACCAAGUGCUGGUAAAUGGGAUUGGUGUAGAUGAGUAAAUAACGGUGGGCAUGUAUAUGGUCGGCUGGCUGAAUGGCUUAUGCGAUACGAUACGAUACGAUAGAACUUUAUUUAUCCCAGGAGGGAAAUUGAUCAGCCAACAGUCAUAAAACACACAAUACAAGAAACAAGAAAUUAAGGUGAUGAGCGGAAAGGAUUGGGAAUAUUUCUCUGCUGUAGUGUUAUGACAGCAGAGACUGACCGCUGGUGUGUUGAAGUUAACCAGGACAGAUCAGUAACCGACUACUGCAUGCGUGGGCUGGGCUGGAAUAGUCCAGGGCAGUUGGUGUCCAUUGGCUGAGUCGGGAUGGCAUAGGUGUUGCUGUGCUUUUGCAAGUUCGAGGGACGUGUGGCUGGUGUGUAUAUGGGGUUAGAUGGGAUAGGCCAGGGAGCAGAACAUAGAAAACAGAAAAUAGCAGGAACAGGCUGCUUGAUCCUUCACCAUUCAAUAUAACCAUAUAACCAUGUAACAAUUACAGCACAGAAACAGGCCAUCUUGGCCUUUCAAGUCCGUGCCGAACACUUAUUUUCCCCUAGUCCCAUCUACCUGCACUCAGACCAUAACCCUCCAUUCCUUUCCCAUCCAUAUACCUAUCCAAUUUAUUUUUAAAUGAUAAAAUCGAACCUGCCUCCACCACUUCCACUGGAAGCUCAUUCCACACAGCUACCACUCUCUGAGUAAAGAAGUCCCCCCUCAUAUUACCCCUAAACUUCUGUCCCUUAAUUCUCAAGUCAUGUCCUCUUGUUUGAAUCUUCCCUACUCUCAAUGGGAAAAGCUUAUCCACGUCAACUCUGUCUAUCCCUCUCAUCAUUUUAAAGACCUCUAUCAAGUCCCCCCUUAACCUUCUGCGCUCCAAAGAAUAAAGACCUAACUUGUUCAAACUUUCUCUGUAACCAUGACCAUGAGUGGUCUGCCCUAGGCUUCAACUCCUCAUCUAUAUGAAUUCCAGAGUGCCUUCCACAUGUUGAUUUUUCAAAAUUGCAUCACCCUCUCAUUAAAUGCCUUCAACAAUCAGUGGUCAAGAAUUCUCAAGGGCAAUCAUCCUCUGUGAGAAGAUGUUGCAAUGCCCCACAGUUUUAAAGGACUUCUCCCUAGUUUUGCAAUGAUGUUCCCUUGUUUGCGACUCUGGUGUGUAUGGGGUGUUGCCACUUCUGAGGUGUCGGUGUGGAUGAGGUAAAGAUUGCGCUGCUGUACAUGAUUGUGAUCAUUGGGAUUUACGUAGAGAGGGACGGCACAGCUACCUUGUCUGUGCGGUUGUUCCCUGCCCAGUUUUAUUUCAAAAUCUGAUUGGAGGUGGAAAGUCUGAGCUGUCUGUAAUGUGAAACUAGAAGAAUCAAAACUGGUUUACAGCAAAUAGUUCACUGAGAGACACGGAACAUUACUAUUGGAUUUCUAACUUCAAAGUCAAUUACAUUGGAGCCAUAGAGUUGUACUACAGAAAAAUGGAUCCUUCAAGCCAUCACGUUCAUGCCAACCUUUUUGUCCAUCUACCCGGCAAGUGGAAUUAGACUGAAAGAAGUGCAAGUGAAGAGGUCCUGCUACCUUGUGCUGAUACACCCAUGCCUGAGUACGAGACCAUGGAUGACCAACCCUCACAAGGGACUGACAAUGGCAAGCCAGCUUCAAAACCGGACCUCCCCAAAGUGAGUGGUCGAGCCUGGGGAAGACUGCUGAAACUCUUUCACCUGAACACUUCUGUGAUCUUCAUCUUGGCAACUGAGUUCUUUGAAAAGAUUGCUUUCUUUGGACAAAAAGCUAUCCUGGUGUUGUUCUUCACUGAUGGACUCUCCCUGUCUGAGAGCAAGGCCACAUCUCUCUACCAUGUCUUCACCUUCUUUGCAACAACCUUCACCAUCUUGGGAGCCUUCCUCUCCGACUACGUCUGUGGUCGAUACAGGAGCAUUCUCAUAUUCUCCAUCAUAUUCCUGGGUGGUGCCACUCUUUUGUCGGCUACUGCUUAUCCAAUACCAAUUGGGAUGCCAGGGGUUGGUUCCGCCAUUGGACUCUUCCUCAUUAGUUUGGGAUUCGGCAGCAUCCAAUCCAACUUGUCACACUUUGGUGCUGAUCAAAUUGGUAUGAAAGAGGAGAAACAAUACUGGACGUACUUUUCACUUUUCUACUUUUCUGUAAAUUUGGCAUCUUUGAUUUCCGGGAUUUGCGUACCGAUUUUGCGAGAGGAUGUCAAGUGUCUCAAUGCAGACUGCUUUCCCCUUGCAUUUGGAGUUUGUUCAAUAGCCGUAUUGGUGGCUCUAGUGAUCUUUGGAGUAGGCACACCCAGGUACAAGAUCUACCCACCAUCUGGUAACCUGUUCUGCAAAGUCUUCUCUGCCACAUGGAGCGCCCUGAAAAACAAGAUCAAGUGGCUCAGGAAUAAGAAGAAUGAGAAGGCCAGGGAGCAUUGGUUGGACUGGGCCGACCCACGCUAUGAGCAAGAUCUCAUCAGUGAUGCCAAGAAGCUAUACAACCUGUUGGUGUUAUACCCACUGAUGCCAAUGUACUGGGCACUCUAUGAGCAACAGGGCUCACGGUGGACUCUACAGGCCCAUGAGAUGGAGCUCAGCAUGGGAUCAAUCACACUGAAACCUGACCAGCUGCAGAGCCUGAACCUGUUCUUUGUGCUGUUCCUGUUGCCGAUAUUUGAAGGAAUCAUCUAUCCUCAGUUUGAGAAGAUAAACUUGCUGUUACAGCCGGUCACACGGAUGUCCAUUGGGCUGUUUGGAGCAGUGGUUGCAUUCCUUAUUGCUGGGAUUGUCCAGCUGCAAAUUCAGAAGUGGCAGCUUCCACCUCAGCCAGACGGUGUGACUGAAUUGAAAAUCUUUAACGGAGCUCUUUGCAAUCUUAACAUCGAUUUCUUGGAAAAUCAUCUUGUGAUGGAUCAGCACGCGUUGUCUCCCAGCUAUCCCGUGCCCAUGGUUCCCUACACACUGCGCAUUGUUCCUGAACGCUGCUCACUGCCUCCAGUGUCAGGAAGCAUCAACUUCACGACCGACUCAAAGGCCAGGAGUACCCUCUUCAUAGUGCAAGAUCUCAAAACCAGGGAAUUGAAUGUCACACAGAUUCCGGACAACACAGUGAAGAUUUUGGAUAACUUAGCUCUUGUUCGGAUCUUCCCCUUGCUGGGAACAGCAUCACCAAACCGCAACAGAACUGUGAGACUGAAGUGCAAACCGGAUGCUUCAGAAAAUCUGCAUGUGAUACCAUUUGUUCCAUCAGCCUACACACCCGUACAAUUUGGCAGGUGUUCUUUAGAGCUGUCAGAUGGAGUUGGGCUCAGUUUUACCCCUAUUGAGGACGAGGUGGAGCUGAAGCAAGGUGGAGUUUAUACAAUUGUUCUCCAUCAAGCUAAUAACACAGAGAAUGUGACCGUGCAGUUGAACAUUGACAGCUGGCCAAAGACUGUCUCCGUGCUCUGGCAGAUUCCUCAAUAUUUUGUUAUCUCAAUCUCUGAGAUACUGUUUGUGGUGCCUGGACUACACCUGGCCUAUACUCAGGCUCCGUCAUCGAUGAGGUCCGUGACGAUGGCAGCUUGGUUUGCCACCAAAGGGAUUGGAAAUCUCAUUGUGGUGAUUGUGGCUGAGAGUACACUAAUAACCAAUCAGGCGGUGGAGUUCUUCGUGUUUGCUGCACUCAUGGGAUUGACCACACUCAUCUUCUUCGUCACUGCAAGGUUUUAUGAAUAUCACCCGAUCGACACCAAAGAGAAAGAAACCGAUGGACUGAAUUCAGAGAUAAAAUCACCGUUGUCAUACUCAAAUAAGGAGAACCUAAUGGAUAGCAACAGUUAGCUCCUCAAAAAACCAUAAGUGCCCGUUCAGAGACUAUCAAACCUUGAAUGGAAGUCGACACAUGUACAUUCAUGUACGUGUGUGGGUGUGUGCUUGGAUAUGUCUCAAGGGAGAUUAUCUUCUACAUCCACUAUGAUUGUUAAUCUUAAACAAUAUUUUCAUUGACUUCACCCGGGUACUUUCUUUGAUUGGAAGUUGGUUAUAGUGUUGAUGAAAAUAAUCAGUGCUAUCUGGAUCUGAAGAAGAGGAAUAAACCUUGAUGGGACUCCAGUGGAAACCACAACCAUGGCCUGCAACUAUCAAGUUUUAACUUUUGUCCUGGUUUGAGAUGGAUAAUAAAGUCGGUGUGUGCGGUGAUGUAGAGAUUAUGAUGCUAUGGUGAUUUUCAGUAUUAUCUCCUUCCCAUUAACUGCAGUUGAUGAAGGUAGCCAAGGAGUUCCCCAGGGCAAUGUCAUCUUCAGCUGUUUCAUCAAUGACCUUCCAUCCAUCGUAAGUUCAGAAGUGAGGAUGGUUACUGAUAGUUGCCCAAUGGUUUAAUUCCACACAUAUCUGAUGUUUGGAUUUACUGUUUCUCAUUAUAUUGAGGCUGUGCCCUUUGACCCGACACUAUCUAGGAUAAAGCAGCCCGCUUGACUGGCAAUACACAUCGUGGAACUCUCCACCCAGCAGCUCCAUGGGAGUCCCUUAACCAGAGGGACUGCAGCAUCUUAGCACCUCGAGGAUCAAUAGGGGUGGCAAAUAAAUGCUGGCUUCGUUGGUGAUGUGCAUGUCCCAAACGGAUGUACCUUUAAAAUGCAGAUGAGGAGGAUUUCCUUUCGCCAGAGGGUGUUGAAUCUGUGGAAUUUAUUGACCAAGACAUUUGGGUAUUUUUAAAGCAGAGAUUGAUAGGUUCUUGAAUAAGAAAGGGAUCAAAUGUUACAGGGAGAAGGCAGGAGAAUGGGGUUGAGGGAAUGAUUCAAUGGCGAAGUAGACUCGAUGGGUUGAAUUACCUAAUUCUGCUAUUAUGUCUUAUGGUCAUAAAAAUUGAAUAAAUAAAGGUAAAGUUGCUUCAAAUAUAGCGUACUCUUAUGUCUCACAAAUAUCUGCAGCUGUGAAAUCAUAAGUGAUGUAGAAAUCAUCAAUGACUGAACAACUUUGUACAGUACAAAUAUUGUGGGCCAAAGGGCCUAUUCUCGUGCUAUACUGCUCCUUUAGUUAAUUAUUAUAGAUAGUGCUACGGAAAGAAAACAGGUUCAAAACAGGAAAUGCCAGACCACAUAGUGCCUGCCUAGAGUGUCUCAACCGUUAUUUAUAAUGUUGUCAUAUAAAGAAACCAAAACUAUAGCCAGUCUUGCAGAUGUAGCCUCGCCAACAUUCUGCAUAAUUGCAACUAUUCUUCUCUGAUUUUAUAUUCUAACUCUCAACAAUAAAUAGUGUUACAGAGUCAUAGAGUGAUGCAGUGUGGAAACAGGCCCUUCGGCCCAACUUGCCCCCACCUGCCAAUAUGUCCCAGCUACACGAGCCCCACCUGCGAGCAUUUGGUCUAUAUCCCUCCAAACCUGUCCUAUCCAUGUACCUGUCUAACUGUUUCCUGAAUGUUUGGAUAGUCCCCGCCUCAACUACCUCCACCGGCAGCUUGUUUCAUAUCUCUACCACCCUUUGUGUGAUAAAGUUACCUCUCAGAUUCCUAUUAAAUCAUUUUCCCUUCACCUUAAACCUAUCUCCUCUGGUCUUCAGUUCACCUACUCUGGGCAAGAGACUCUAUGCAUCUGCCUGAAUAACGGGCACAAUUCUUUUUUUCCUUUCCCAAUUACCUGUGCCUGCCUGCUAAUUAUUUAUGUUUCAUGCACAAAAACAUUUUGAUCCCUCUGUCCGUCUCUCCUUUCCUAUCUCAUUUAGAUUAUGGUCUACCUUUCGAUUCCUCUUACCAAUCUUUUUUGGUGCCUUUCAUGUGGCGACUCUUUGCAUACCUUGGGUAUGCAAAACAAAUAAUAUCACUGUGACUUGUCACAUGUGACAAAGUAUCAUUCAUCAUUCAAUCUGUUUGAAAAUGCUCCUCCAAAUUGCCUUUGCAACCUUCUGCCACUAUAAAGAUAACACAUACUUUCAAGCUGUUGUUGUGGUUCAGCUUCCCAUUGAGUGAUGGUGCCAAAUGCUCAUUUACUCUCUUUAUUUUGUGCAGUAAAACAUCAUAUAUUUAGCCAAAAUGACUGGUCACUAGAUGACGUUAGGUUGUAGGGACUUCAUUUCAUUGACAAUCACAGGGGAUGUCUAUAAGAACCAAACCAUCAUUAGACAUUUAUUCCUCUACGUUUUGCUCCUUAUGGGAAAGCUUGUUGCUUCUCAUGCAUUUCCACCUCUCUGAACAUUGCUAUCUUCCUCAUCAAAGACAAUACAAGUUAGAGCAAAGCAUUAAGGGCAUGUCCCACUUGGGAGACCUAAUCCGCGAGUUCUGGUGAGUUUGCCCUCGACUCAUACUCGCAGCAUGGUUGACACGAGGUCGGAGGAAGUUUUUGUAACUCUUCUUCAUGCUCGAGAGUGGUCUCCACGUACUCGAGGCCUCAGCUAGGUCGCGGCGUUUUUUUCAAUAUGUUAAAAAAUGCCCACGAGUAUAAAAAGGUUGCCAUGGAAAAAAUCUAUACUUUUUUUACUCAUAGGUUUAGUCGUAGUAGGUCGUAGUAGAUUGGCAUGUUAGUCGUAGGUAAUCAAGGGUAGUCGAAGGUAGUCAUAGAUAGUCUUCAUCAUAGAAACAUAGAAAAUAGGUGCAGGAGUAGGCCAUUCGGCCCUUCAAGCCAGCACCGCCAUUCAAUAUGACCAUGGCUGACCACCCAACUCAGUUUCCUGUACCUGCCUUCUCUCCAUACCCCCUGAUCCCUUUAGCCACAAGGGCCACAUCUAACUCCCUCUUAAAUAUAGCCAAUGAACUGGCCUCAACUACCUUCUGGCAGAGAAUUCCAGAGAUUCAACACUCUCUGUGUGAAAAAUGUUUUCUUCAUCUCGGUCCUAAAAGAUUUCCCCCUUAUCCUUAAACUGUGACCCCUUAUUCUGGACUUCCCCAACAUCGGGAACAACCUUCCUGCAUCUAGCCUAUCCAACCCCUUAAGAAUUUGGUAAGUUUCUAUAAGAUCCCCCCACAAUCUUCUAAAUUCUAGCAAGUACAAGCCAAGUCUAUCCAGUCUUUCUUCAUAUGAAAGUCCUGACAUCCCAGGAAUCAGUCUGGUGAACCUUCUCUGUACUCCCUCUAUGGCCACCAUUGAGAUAAUAGUCUGCUUUCCUGUUUUUGCCUUCAAAAUGGAUAACCUCACAUUUAUCCACAUUAUACUGCAUCUGCCAAACAUUUGCCCACUCACCCAGCCUAUCCAAGUCACCUUGCAGUCUCCUAGCAUCCUCCUCACAGUUAACACUGCCCCCCAGCUUAGUGUCAUCCGCAAACUUGGAGAUAUUGCCUUCAAUUCCCUUGUCCAAAUCAUUAAUAUAUAUUGUAAAUAGCUGGGGUCCCAGCACUGAGCCUUGCGGUACCCCUCUAGUCACUGCCUGCCAUUGUGAUAAGGACGCGUUUACUCAUACUCUUUGCUUCCUGUUUGCCAGCCAGUUCUCUAUCCACAUCAAUACUGAACCCCCAAUACCGUGUGCUUUAAGUUUGUAUACAGGGUACUAAUCUCUUAUGUGGGACCUUGUCGAAAGCCUUCUGAAAGUCCAGAUAUAACACAUCCACUGGUUCUCCCUUAUCCACUCUACUAGUUACAUCCUCGAAAAAUUCUAUAAGAUUCGUCAGACAUGAUUUACCUUUCAUAAAUCCAUGCUGACUUUGUCCAAUGAUUUCACCACUUUCCAAAUGUGUUGCUAUCCCAUCUUUAAUAACUGAUUCUAGCAGUUUCUCCACUACCGAUGUUAGACUAACUGGUCUGUAAUUCCCCGUUUUCUCUCUCCCUCCCUUUUUAAAAAGUGGGGUUACAUUAGCUACCCUCCAAUCCUCAGGAACUACUCCAGAAUCUAAAGAGUUUUGAAAAAUUAUCACUAAUGCAUCCACUAUUUCUGGGGCUACUUCCUUAAGUUCUCUGGGAUGCAGCCUAUCUGGCCCUGGGGAUUUAUCAGUCUUUAAUCCAUUCAAUUUACCUAACACCACUUCCCGGCUAACCUGAAUUUCACUCAGUUCCUCCAUCUCAUUCGACCCCCGGUCCCCUACUAUUUCCAGCAAGAUUAUUUAUGUCUUCCUUAUUGAAGACAGAACCAAAGUAGUUAUUCAAUUGGUCUGCCAUGUCCUUGUUCCCCAUUAUCAAUUUACCUGUUUCUGACUGCAAGGGACCUACAUUUGUUAAAGGAACUACAUAUAGUCAAAGGUUUGACAAUAUGUUUGACUACAUAUAGUCAAAGGA
Molecule: messenger RNA, 8291 nt
Organism: Leucoraja erinaceus (little skate)
Lineage: Eukaryota; Metazoa; Chordata; Chondrichthyes; Rajiformes; Rajidae
Product: peptide transporter family 2-like
Exons: 23
Coding region: 1711-3936 (741 amino acids)
Biological process (GO): transmembrane transport
Cellular component (GO): membrane
Molecular function (GO): dipeptide transmembrane transporter activity
Source: RefSeq, a predicted model, not a curated record